AAUUUAAUUUUGAUACGAGAAAACAGUUGAAUAGUGUUUUUUUUUAUAACCUAGGAAAUUAGGUCAUUCUGAUUUUCUUGAUGGUGUAUUAUGGAAAUGUUGUAUUUGCGAUAUAGGACAAGAUUUUGAAUUGAUAAUUUUAUUUUGAAAAUUUAUAAUGUGCGACUGCGCCGGACAAGAUGAAAAAGAUGCCGUGGAAGCUGUGACGUUAUUUGAAAAAUGUCCGGGCAGUGUUAACGAUAGGGGGAAUUUAAUGGAAAAUUGGAAAACUGCCAAAAUCGAUGACAGCGAUACUGAUCGUUUUUUGUGUUACGAUGAAAUCAAAAAAACCGAAAGUUCUGUAUGCUCCAGCGAUUCUACGAGAACGUACAAAUUUAUAAAUUCUUGGGAAUCACGAAAUUUUGUAAAUGACGAACAAGAGGAACCGGUAUAUCAACCUGUACCGUGUGGUCCCUGUUUAUCUGAGAGUGAUGAAGAAUUCGAGGAAGAACAAGAACCGGAUAUCGAGUACACUCUUGCCAUCAUUAAACCGGAAGCCGUGGAAUGCCGGAAGGAAAUCGAAAAUCGAAUUUUGGAAGAGGGUUUUCAAAUUCUUCAAACUCGAUGGCUGCUAUUGGCCCCUGAACAGGCAUCAGAAUUUUAUUCGGAUAAUUAUGGAGAGACUUAUUUUCCCCAUCUUGUGGCUUAUAUGGCUUCCGGUUCAAUAAUCGUUUUCGUUUUGGCGAAACAACAGGCCAUUCAGGAUUGGCGAAUGCUUAUGGGACCCACGAAGGUCACGGAAGCUCGUUUUUAUUUUCCUGAUAGCAUUCGAGCGAAAUUUGGAAGACGUGGUGAAGAUUUUAAAAAUGCUGUUCACGGCAGUGCUAAUCGAGAAAUGGCUGAGAGAGAAAUUCACUUUUUCUUUCCAGAUUUUGUCACUGAGCCAUUAAUGAGAGGCGAAGUCGCAGUCGAUUAUUUAUUGGAAGUCGUCAAUAAAGUCUUGAUGGAAGGACUCACUACGUGUUGCCAAACGAAACCACCAGAUCCAAUCUUAUGGCUGGCACAUUGGCUAAUUUUGAAUAAUCCAAACAAACCAAAACUUCCUGAGCAUUUGGCUAUUCCCCGCAUGUAAAGUAAUUUGAAUAAAAUAUUUUUAGAAAUAUAAAAAUUUAUUU
Cephus cinctus (wheat stem sawfly) is the source of this 1154-nucleotide messenger RNA. Its product is annotated as nucleoside diphosphate kinase homolog 5. The coding region runs from base 158 to 1111 and encodes 317 amino acids. The record is from RefSeq and is a predicted model, not a curated record. The transcript is spliced from 5 exons. Gene Ontology annotation, molecular function: nucleoside diphosphate kinase activity. Lineage: Eukaryota; Metazoa; Arthropoda; Insecta; Hymenoptera; Cephidae. Gene Ontology annotation, biological process: negative regulation of oxidative stress-induced intrinsic apoptotic signaling pathway; CTP biosynthetic process; UTP biosynthetic process.